Molecule: messenger RNA, 3500 nt
Organism: Synchiropus splendidus (mandarinfish)
Lineage: Eukaryota; Metazoa; Chordata; Actinopteri; Syngnathiformes; Callionymidae
Product: bromodomain-containing protein 8-like
Exons: 20
Coding region: 441-2963 (840 amino acids)
Cellular component (GO): NuA4 histone acetyltransferase complex
Molecular function (GO): protein binding
Source: RefSeq, a predicted model, not a curated record
CAGCGACCUUGUUGUGCAAGGUAAUAUUGAGAGAAGCGCGAUAUUAAGCGCGGUUUCAUCCUCCGAGGGGAGCAGUGCCACAUGAGAGCCAUCUUUACAGUGGUGGGCGUGCACUAGCUAGCAGGGUGAAAUGAUAAAUGACGGCGGAGUUCUGAAGCGGAAUAUUCUUUUUUACUCUCUGGAGUCGAGUUAGCCAGCUUCGACUGAGUGAACGUCAGUGCUAAAUCCACUCGUUUGUGCGGAGAAAGCGGCGCUGAGGUAAGAAAGCGCUGGACAAAGCGAGUUAUUCAACUUAGAAUUAACGCUAGCCUAAAGACAAAACGCCGAGGAUCUGUCCAUUUUGACGGCUGUUUCUGGCGUGGCAGUCCAUCGGUUACCGGCGUUUUUGACCGCCAAGCGGCGGACGACAGGGAUGUGUGGGAUGUCGGGAUGACAGGAAGAUGGCAAACGGGGUUGGAAAACACAAGCUGCUCGUCAUUGGACCAACAGAGCCAUGGUCGGUGAGGGAGAAGCUGUGUUUGGCCACAUCUGUCAUGAAGAGUGGCGACCAAAACUGGGUCUCUGUAAGUCGAGCGAUCAAACCGUUUGCAGAACCUGGACGCCCACCUGACUGGUUCUCCCAAAAGCACUGUGCCUCCAAAUACUCAGAGCUGCUGGAAAACACAGAAGCCCCAAAGAGGAAGCGUGGAGAGAAAGGUGAAGUCGUAGAGACGGUGGAGGAUGUGAUCGUACGCAGGCUCACGGCUGAGAGGAUAGAAGAACUGAAAAGGUUGAUAAAGGAGACGCAAGAGAGGCACAGGGCCCUGAAGAGAGAGUCAGAGCUCAUUCAAGCGGGACAUCUAGACUCCAAGCUUGAGGAAUUAUGGCAAGAUAUUGUACAGAAGAAGAAACAGGAAGAGGAAGAAGCAGAAAUCAAAAGAAAAACCACAGACGCUGCUUACCGAGCCAGGCAGGUAGCGAAGAUCGCGCCAAAGCGAGUGGCUGGCGUCACGCUGCAUUCACCACCGGGUAGCUCUCCAAGCCAGGAGUUCUCGCACGAUGACCCGCUUGAAAGCAUAGCGAUGGAUUUUGUGUCCUCGAAAAAUUCUCAAGGUUCAACCAGGUUAAUGUUAUGUGCUGAUUCAGCUGGGUCUGUCAGUGAAGACAUCACUCACGUGUCACUUCUGGAUGACACGACUCAAAAGAAGCUUCUGGUCCAGAAAGGGACCCCGCCACCUUCUCCACUUUUGUCUGAGCUGCUAAAGAAAGGGAACCUCCUCGCCUCAAAUGCACGGCUACUAGGUGAUGGUGACUUGCUGACCGCGACUAACAUGACAGGAGUCCACGAUUUGCAGCUGGUUUCGCCCUGUCAACCUCUAUCUCAGGCAACAGGUGCCCCGAUGCUGUCGCGUCUCUUGGAGGCUCGUCCCUCCCAGCUGGGUUUCAUGGUCGGCACGGAGUCGGCGUCAAACACUCCCACCUCUGCUUCAACUCCAGUUGCAGUGCCCGGAUGUACAGAGGUGGACAUGAUGAUUCCAGCGGUUCCUCGUGGAUGUCAACCAGCUCCUGCAGGCUUGAAGGUGUCAGAGCUCAGUGAGGAAGAUGUUUCCGUGUCAUAUAUGGGAGACGAACUGGACCUGAAGACGGUCGGAGACAUCAUCGCCAUCAUUGAGGACAAGGUGGAUGAGAGCGCGGAGGCUCUGGAUGCGGCUGCGGUGGAGGCUGCUCUGUCGCUGUGUGAGGAGAACGGUCACGCUCUGCCGGCCACCUGGGAGGCCGAGUCCUUCCAGCCUCACAGCUCUCACCCCGCAGUGGCUCCGGUGGUUCCACAGGCGUCAUCGUUUCCCAGCAGCCUGGCAGUGAAGACGGAAGGAACGGAAGCUCAGAACGGGACUUCCAACCCGCCGUAUUCUCUGUGCGGCGGUCCAGAUAACUGCCUGACAGCACUGCCCACGGGGUUCCGUGGUCUUCCGUCACACACCGUACCGCCAUGUAAUUCAAGGAGUUUGGAUCACUGCCACAAUGGAGCACCUCUGCAGCCUGAGGCCGUCGCUGGAGCCCUGGUGAACCAUGAAGGGCAGCUUCCAUUUGAUGUCGCCGUGAAGUGUCAGAGUGAGAAAUGGACGCAGCAGAGGCCCAACGACGAAGCACUUCAACAGAGUCCCAUGGCAAAACUGGAUGUUGUGGAAGCGAAGGAUGAGGUCACCAGUCUCGGUGGAGAAGCGUCGGGGCUUCAAAUAGACAGCGAGGUGAACGGUCGAGACGUGUGCGGAGAAGACGACGGAGACGCCAUCGACGACUCCUCCUCGGAGCCGGAGCUGGAACCUGCCGCCAGCGAGAGUGAGGACGGCUACAGUCUCCACACGGCCUCCUCCUCCCUGCAGCUGCACACCACCGCAGACUCCAUCCCCAGCAGCCCCGCCUCCUCCCAGUUCUCCAUGUGCAGCGAGGACCUGGAGGCUCUGCAGGCGCAGAAGAUCUGGAAGAAAGCCAUCAUGCUGGUGUGGCGCGCUGCGGCCAACCACAGAUAUGCAAACGUCUUCCUGCAGCCGGUGACGGACGAUAUCGCUCCUGGUUACCACAGUAUUGUGCACAGGCCCAUGGACUUGGCCACCAUCAAGAAGAACAUCGAGAACGGGUUGAUCCGGACCACCGCUGAAUUCCAGAGAGACAUCAUGCUGAUGUUUCAGAACGCCGUCAUGUACAACAGUCUGGAUCACGACGUGUACCUCAUGGCCCUGGAAAUGCAGCGGGACGUCAUGGAGCAGAUCCAGCAGUUCCUGGCUACACAGUUGAUCAUGGAGACGUCAGAGUCCGGCAUCAGCGCCAAGAGCCUGAGGGGCCGCGACGGCAUGCGCAGGCAGGACUCCACUGACAAGGACUCUGUCUCCAUGUCCUCUCCCGCCUUUCUGCUCUCUCUCUUUGACGGAGGCACCAGGGGGCGCCGUUGUGCCAUAGAGGCCGACCAGAAGAUGAAGAAGUGAACACCAAGGUGUCCACAGCUGUAUGAUGUGAAACCUAUUUCCUGUCAGUUGCACUCUACACUCGUGCAGUGUUGUUCUUUAUUUGCACUUCUGUAACUGCAAGCGGACGGACAGAGACUGUCUCCCAGGCAGAAACGGAUGAAUCCCUAAAAAGACAAUUCAGGAUGACGGAGGAGGUGGGAGCUUCCUUGGCUGUAGAUUACUCGUCUUCGCCCGCACAGAUCCUCCUGACCAAGAGACGUUCUUCACAGGUGGAACUUCAGGUUAGUGCGACACUAAUAUGUACAGGCCAAAGAGUUCGAAUGCUCGUCCAUCGCAUACUGACUCCAUCAACAAUCAAGUUCUUCAUUUCAGUGUUGAUUUUGAACCUUACUUUCGUGGCUCUUAACUUUGACAGUAUUGGUUUUCUAUCGGUUUUAUCGUCGCGCUGUAUUUUCAGUGAAACAGUACUUACAGUAUGUGGAUGUUGUGUUUUUGUGGUAAAAAUUAACUAUUUGUUUUGUGAACUUUUAAGUGUUACAACAAUAAACCUUUAUA